UCUCGUAGUGGUGAAGUUAUUUUUAAAAUAAUUUUUAUUAUUGGUGGCCAUAAGGAAAAAAAUAACACAAAAGGAAGGGAUAAAGAUGAAAUUUGUGCCGGGAAGCGUUCUCCUUAAUACAUAGAUCUGCCAAAACCAAGCAAUCUGCCAAAAUAAGUAUGCAAUUCAUACAUAGUUCGUAUGAAAUUAAGUGAAAAUUUGGGCUUGUGAAUUGGAAUAUAAGCAAAACUACAAUAAGAAAUCCGACGAAGUAUAUUUAAUUGGAAAUUGAAGUGAAGUAAAUGUGCUUAAAUUAGUGGUAUUUACGGUGGUUGUGAAAAUUUUGUGUGCGUGAGCGAACCGAGUUCAUCGGUCCAACGAAUUCGUUCGAUUGGUGAAAAAUUGGCAAAAACUAAAUAGUUAUCUUUAAAAAAUUCUGUAAAUACAAGCAUACUAAAUUCGAUACAUAUUUUUUAUGAAGUGAUUAAAUUAAAAAAAAAAAAUACCUGUGCAAAAUCUAGGGAUCGUCAUAACUCUAGGAGCGACAACAAUAGCCUGUUAUCUACUUACUAUUUUUCCAAUCCAAAUCCAAAGUUAUUUAAAUCGUUUCUCUUCGUAAUUCCGACACAAAUGUUUGUAGCUUGCAGUCUCGGCGGACCAAUCAGUAGUCAUCGUCACUUUAGCAGAAUCUUCGUAGAAGAACAUCACAAGGUGUCCGCUCGUCCGAUAUAGCGAGGCAGUGACCAACGUAUAAAUACUUCCACACUUGCUUUCUUCAACGGUAAAUUUUGGAUCUGUUCAACGAACUGAAAGAGCAACUGUCAAGUUGCCCCGAGAAGACCCGUGCACUCUGCCGCACUGUCCAGACGACAGUGUGGGGUGCUGUUGUAUCCUCAUUGAACGCAGCGCUUGGCGGGGGUGGCGGUGGUGCAGUCACUUCAUCAGUGGAUAGCAGUGGCGGCUCCGGCGUUUCCGGACCAGGACCCGGUGGCGGUGCGGGCGUCAGCCGCUUAGCAUCUAUAAUGGGCGCCGUCAGUUCACGUCACAUUUCUACCAGUGAUGUACUGGUAGAGGAAGGCGGAGGUGCUGGUGGUGGUCAUGGUAAUAGUCAUGAUCACGGCAAUGGCAAUUGUUCAAUUACACAUAAGAAUGGAAUAACCACAGCAACUGGUGGUUUUCUACAGAAACAAGAUUUACAUUAUGACAUUGGCUCGAGUUCUCAGUAUCACCACGUACGCCAACCGAGUGUACGCAGUCGAAGUCAACAGCCGAUGCCCACCACGGAAGAGCUUGAUCGGCGAUUCGCAAAAGUUUUGGUGAGUGUUUUUCUUCAAUUGAUUUGCUAAGCAAAAGGA
Molecule: messenger RNA, 1334 nt
Organism: Anastrepha obliqua
Lineage: Eukaryota; Metazoa; Arthropoda; Insecta; Diptera; Tephritidae
Product: formin-like protein
Exons: 3
Coding region: 1002-1325 (107 amino acids)
Source: RefSeq, a predicted model, not a curated record